Molecule: messenger RNA, 987 nt
Organism: Salvelinus fontinalis (brook trout)
Lineage: Eukaryota; Metazoa; Chordata; Actinopteri; Salmoniformes; Salmonidae
Product: diacylglycerol O-acyltransferase 2-like
Exons: 1
Coding region: 7-987 (326 amino acids)
Biological process (GO): triglyceride biosynthetic process
Cellular component (GO): endoplasmic reticulum membrane
Molecular function (GO): diacylglycerol O-acyltransferase activity
Source: RefSeq, a predicted model, not a curated record
GAAGGGAUGAAGCAAGAAAAGACUCAGAGGAAGGAUUUCCUGGAGAAUAUCAGUGUUCUGCAAGCGGUGCUGACACUCCCCCUCUUUGGUCCGGCUUGUAUUGGGUUGAUGGUGUACCUUAUGUUUACGUCUCUGUGGCUGCUGCCUACUCUCUACUUCAUAUGGCAGUUAAAGGACCGGCACACACCUGAAAGAGGGGGUAGGAGAACUGCAUUUGUGAGAAACUGGAAAGUGUGGAAGCACGUAAGGGACUACUUCCCAAUGAAGUUGGUGAAAACGGCGGAGUUGAACCCAAAUAAGAACUACAUCUUAGGGUGUCAUCCUCAUGGGGUCUUGAGUCUCGGAGCAUUUACUACUUUCACCACGGAGGCCUGUGGCUUUAUGGACCUCUUCCCUGGGGUGCGCUCCUGUCUCUGCAUCCUGAGUGGCCUCUUCAAGAUCCCCCUCUACAGGGAAUAUGUCAUGGCCACAGGUUGUUGUCCAGUCAGCAAGCCCAGUCUCAAGCACCUUCUGUCUAAAAGUGGGAAAGGCAAUGCGCUGGUGAUUAUUAUAGGGGGCGCUGCUGAGUCUCUGCUGAGUCUGCCUGGGGUCAACGCUGUAGUUAUGAAGCAGAGGAAAGGCUUCGUCAAAGUGGCCCUGGAGUUUGGGGCUGACCUGGUGCCCGUCUACUCGUAUGGGGAAAACGAUAUGUUCCGCCAGGUGAUCUUCUCAGAAGGCAGUGUGGGCUGGAGGUUACAGCAACUCUGUAAGAGGAUCAUGGGAUUUGCCCCUUGUCUGUUCAUGGGUGAACGCUGGUUAUGGAUGCCUUACCACUGCCCUGUCACCAUUGUCGUGGGUAGUCCUAUCCCAGUGCCAAAGAGGCCUUCUCCCACUCAGGAGGAGGUGGACCACUAUCAUGGCCUAUACAUGGAGUCCCUGGCCAAGCUCUUCAAUGAGCACAAAGUCAGCUGUGGACUCUCAGACAGCCAUGAGUUGCUGAUCACAUAA